AUGGCAUGCCGAACCAGCUUGCAGGGGCCCCACCCCACCUCGUUGACGACACGUAGCAUCAACCAAGGGGUAUCGCUGCUCAACAACCUCGAAAUGCAGCGUCAAGCCAAGCGCACUCGCUACUCCACGCAUCUUGCUGACGAACCUGACACCGACACCGACUCCAUUGUUCCCAUAUACGACGCGUUCUUGGAGACCCAAGAAGUGACAGCAAGAGAUCUCCUUCUCAUGCUUCUUACCUCGCACAAGCAUUGUGGGGCGUGGGACGUUGUUGCAGCCAUGUUCAAACAGAAAGUGGCUACCUUCGAAAAGCGCGUCAUGAAGUUUUUGAUGGUUCUGUAUCCAUUUGUCAUGCGAAAGUACGUGACAGCUCAGACCAAUGUGCCCUCCGGCUCGUAUGCCGAGAAGAAACUGUUCUACAGUGGCAGGCACCACCUGUACGGUCACAAGGUCGAAGCCUCGGUCUUCCCGAAUGGUUUCGCUAUUAAUUGCACAAGUUACUACAAAGGUAGCGUUUCCGACAAGACCAUCUUUGACGAGAACCUCGACUUCCACGCCGCCAACCUCUGCAAGGAAGCCACUGACAUGGACCUGGCUGACGCCGACGGCCUGGGACCCGAUCGAGAACUACGUUGGGCAGUACUCGUUGACAAGGGUUAUCAAGGGGCCCAGCGGAACGUCCGAGCCGUGCUGCAACUCAAGAAGCCUAUGGGUGGAAUUCUUACCUUUGAGGAACUGCGCCGGAACGACCGCAUCGCCAGCGACCGUGUCAUUGUCGAAAACUUCUUCGGGCGUCUGAAGACGCUUUGGGGUGUGUGUAGCGAUACCUACCGCUGGAAUCGUAAGACUUACGAUGUUGUGUUUCAGACCUGUAUGGCGUUUACGAAUGCACACGUUCGGUUCCACCCCCUUCGCGCUGAAGACGACGACGCAAACUCGCAGUACAUCAACCGCUUGAACGCUAUCGGCACCAAGAUGGUCAAGAACAAGAAUACAGCGACACGUACCUAUCGUUCGAAGCGCAAGGCGAGGCUGUCGAUGUUCAUGACUGCCGAGAGCUCUCUUGCUGCUGCGGAUGCAGGUGGAAGCGACACUGACAUGGGCUCCAACAGUGAAAUCGAAAAUCCCCGUGGUUCGUUCUUUUAG
Molecule: messenger RNA, 1146 nt
Organism: Aphanomyces astaci
Lineage: Eukaryota; Oomycota; Saprolegniomycetes; Saprolegniales; Verrucalvaceae
Exons: 3
Coding region: 1-1146 (381 amino acids)
Source: RefSeq, a predicted model, not a curated record